Molecule: messenger RNA, 996 nt
Organism: Tetrahymena thermophila SB210
Lineage: Eukaryota; Ciliophora; Oligohymenophorea; Hymenostomatida; Tetrahymenidae
Product: zinc-binding dehydrogenase family oxidoreductase
Exons: 2
Molecular function (GO): oxidoreductase activity
Source: RefSeq, a predicted model, not a curated record
AUGGAAAACAAAUAUAUGAAAUGCUUAUAUCUUGAACAAUUUGAUUAAUCCCUUAUUUUAAAACAAUUACCUAUUCCUAAUCCCAAAUAAGGUGAGAUUUUAAUUAGAGUAGAAGCAACACCUAUUAAUCCUUCUGACAUACUUAUGAUGUAAGGUGGAGUUUAUCCAACUUAAUACAAAAAUGUACCCUUUAUUCCCGGAAUUGAAGCCUCUGGUGUAGUUGUUUAAAGUGGAGGUGGAGAAUUAGCUGACAGUUUAGUCAAUUAGAGAAUAGCUUUUUUUGGUGGUAGUGGAACCUAUGCUUAAUAUGCAGUUAUUAAUGCUUAAUAAUGUCUAUUAAUAGAUGAUGAUGUUAGCUUCAAUUAAGCUGCAACAUCUUUUGUUAAUCCUCUGACAGUAAUUGGUAUGCUAUAAGUAGUGAAUGAAGCUAAAGUAAAAGCAGUAGUUAAUUCUGCUGCUGCUUCAGCUUUGGGAAGAAUGAUGGUUAGAUAUUUCAAAAAUAAUGGUGUUGAAGUUAUCAAUAUCGUUAGAAGAUAAGAAUAGGCUGAUAUUCUUAAAUAGGAAGGUGCCACAAUAAUCCUUAAUUAAACAAAUGAAGACUUUUUAGUCUCUUUAGAAAAAAUAACCUCACAAUUAAAUGCUACUAUUUUUUUCGAUGCCAUAGCCGGCUCUUUCACAGGAUAAGUACUUUCAAGAAUGCCAGAUAACUCUACUGCAUAUGUAUAUGGACUUCUUUCUGGAAAUGAUUGUUCAAUAUCGCCAAGAGAAUUAAUUUUUAAAAACCAAAGAAUUAAAGGAUUUGGAAUGUCUAGCUGGUUCAGUAGUAUUAGUCCAGAAUUAUAAAAAACUUCUCUAUUUAAGCUUAAAAAAUUAAUUAAGAGCGAGCUAAGAACAGAAAUAGCUAGUGAAUAAUCACUUGAAUAGGGAUAAAGUGCUAUUCAGUAAUAUCUUGACAAUAUGUCUUCUGGGAAAAUCAUAUUAAAACCUUAAUUAUGA